GUUGCUGGUUUGUUACAAAGUUGUCAUGCUUAUUUCAAAAGUUGGAAGUUCAGACAAAGAAGGAAGAAACUUUGCCACCAUCACUUAGUCAAAACAUUCCAACUUUCUAUUUUCCUCGAGGGUGUCCUAAGGAAAAAGUGAAUAUAGAUGCUGUAAUUGCCAAGAUUGAGAGAACUUUCUCUGAGUUUCCAAAUGAAAGGGCAACAUUAGAAGACAUGGGGAAGGUUGCAAAGGCUUGUGAAUGCCCACUUUACUGGAAAGGUCCUUUGUUUUAUUGUGCUGGAGGUGAACGAACAGGAUAUGUGUCGGUUCAUAAAUUUGUUGCAAUGUGGCGGAAAAUACUUCAGACCUGCUAUGACGAUGCUGCAAAGUUUGUUCAUCUUCUAAUGAACCCUGGAUGCAACUAUUUGGUGCAAGAAGACUUCAUUCCUUUUUUACAGGAUGUGGUGAAUAGCCAUCCUGGCCUAUCAUUUUUAAAAGAAGCAUCUGAAUUUCAUUCUCGGUACAUUACCACAGUUAUACAGAGAAUAUUUUAUACAGUAAAUAGGUCCUGGUCUGGGAAAAUAACUUGUAACGAGCUCAGGAAAAGUAACUUCUUGCAGAAUGUGGCAUUGUUGGAAGAAGAAGCUGAUAUUAACCAGUUGACAGAGUACUUCUCAUAUGAACAUUUUUAUGUUAUCUACUGCAAAUUUUGGGAGCUGGACACAGACCAUGACCUCUAUAUUGAUCGGAAGGACUUAGCUCGACACAAUGAUCAUGCAAUUUCAAAUAGGAUGAUAGAGAGGAUCUUCUCGGGAGCAGUAACAAGAGGUAGAAAAGCACAAAAGGAUGGGAAAAUUAGCUACGCUGAUUUUGUCUGGUUUCUGAUAUCUGAAGAGGACAAGAAGACACCAACUAGCAUUGAAUACUGGUUUCGCUGCAUGGAUCUUGAUGGAGAUGGUGCUUUGUCUAUGUAUGAAUUGGAGUAUUUUUAUGAAGAACAGUGCCAAAAAUUAGAUAACAUGGCAAUAGAACCUUUACCAUUUGAAGACUGUUUAUGCCAGAUGCUGGACCUUGUGAAGCCACAACAUGAAGGAAAAAUUACUCUGCACGAUUUAAAGCGAUGCAAAUUGUCAAAUGUGUUUUUUGAUACUUUUUUCAACAUUGAAAAAUACCUUGAUCAUGAACAGAAGGAUCAGUUUUCUAUGUUACGGGAUGGUGAAGGUGAAAGCCAAGAGGUCUCUGACUGGGAGAAAUAUGCUGCUGAAGAGUACGACAUCUUGGUAGCAGAAGAGGCAGCGAGUGACCAGUGGAGUGACGGGUAUGAAGCAGAACUGAAUCCUGUAGACCUUCAGAAGGCCAAUGUCCUGAAGUAUCAAAUGGAAAAAAGACCAUUUUUUGAAAUGCCUUCCCACCUGGCUGAUGUAGACUUGGACGAAUAUGACUACGAAGAGGACUUUGAGUAGUGGUUACUUCCAGCCGACACUUGUGGAAGAGAAGGGACAGCCUGCAGCAGGUCUGCUACGCACCCCAAUACCCUUCAGUGGGGUUUGUUUCCAGGAAGUUGAAUUGGGUUUGUGCUAAAAAUAUUUAAUCACUACACUACCUUUUAAGUAAAAGAAGUGCAUUUGUAUGGAAUGAUGAAACUUUUUGUAUUUAUUCAAUAGUCUAUAGUUUGUAAAAUAGAUUAAAGUAUUUAUUUACACAUGUUGCAUAAUUCCUUGUUGGAAG
Apaloderma vittatum (bar-tailed trogon) is the source of this 1710-nucleotide messenger RNA. RefSeq names its product protein phosphatase 2, regulatory subunit B'', beta (gene PPP2R3B). Gene Ontology annotation, molecular function: calcium ion binding; protein phosphatase regulator activity. The record is from RefSeq and is a predicted model, not a curated record. The transcript has 13 exons. Lineage: Eukaryota; Metazoa; Chordata; Aves; Trogoniformes; Trogonidae. The annotation marks the transcript as partial. Gene Ontology annotation, biological process: protein dephosphorylation. Gene Ontology annotation, cellular component: protein phosphatase type 2A complex.